UAAUUGAAGGAUUGCUAAUAUUUUCAAAGCAAAAAAAUUUUGAAAAAACAAAAAAUAAAGUCAUAAAUUUUCAACGUUUUUAAUUUAUUUGAAUGAACGUAAAAUAAACUGAAAAGAAACAUUUUAUAAUCUUCGGCUAAAGAACACUCAUUGAAAUAGGAAUUCUGAUAUUUUGAUUGCUUAAAAACAGUAUAAAAGACAAACAGUACUGUUUUUCUCCUUUCAACUACUUUCUUCAUUGAAGUUUCACAAAUUUGAGUGCAUUUAAUUAGUAAUUAUGUCGCAAUCCAAGUUAAAUGACUUAGCAGGGAAGUUCAAGUCUGGAGGUCCUCCUGGAUUAGGAAUAGGCUUAAAACUUCUCGCAGGUGUUGGACUUGCUGCAUAUGGUGCAUCUCAAUCAGUGUACACUGUUGAAGGUGGCCACCGUGCAAUUAUUUUUAGCCGCUUAACUGGUGUACAAGAUGACACUUAUUCCGAAGGUCUUCAUUUUCGCAUUCCUUGGUUCCAAUAUCCCAUCAUUUAUGAUAUCCGAUCACGACCAAGAAAAAUUUCGUCACCAACUGGAAGUAAAGAUCUCCAAAUGGUUAAUAUUUCAUUACGAGUACUUUCACGACCGAAUGCUUCACGUUUACCAUCAAUGUAUCGACAAUUAGGAUUAGAUUAUGAUGAAAAAGUUUUACCUUCGAUUUGCAAUGAAGUUCUUAAAAGUGUCGUUGCUAAGUUCAAUGCAUCACAAUUAAUCACUCAACGUCAGCAGGUUUCUUUAUUGAUUCGUCGUGAGCUUGUCGAACGUGCAGCUGAUUUCAACAUUAUCCUUGAUGAUGUUUCUUUGACUGAAUUAAGCUUUGGAAAAGAAUACACAGCAGCAGUCGAAAGCAAACAAGUUGCACAACAGGAAGCACAACGUGCCGCUUUCUUUGUUGAACGUGCUCGACAAGAACGUCAACAAAAAAUUGUUCAAGCUGAGGGUGAAGCUGAAGCAGCAAAAAAACUUGGUGAGGCCGUUGCUAUGAAUCCUGGUUACCUCAAACUCCGUAAGAUUCGUGCUGCACAAAGCAUUGCUCGUACUAUUGCCAGUUCCCAGAACAAAGUUUAUCUUAAUGCAAACAAUCUGAUGUUGAACAUUCAAGAUUCAUCAUUCGAGGAGAACUUGGAUAAAGUUGGUCCCAACAACAAAAGUAAGAAAUAGAAAGAAUUGAAAUUUAAAAUUUGCAUUAAACAUUGUUAGUCAUUUAUUUUGGAAGCUUUUAUAUGAGUCUUUCCAUUUUGCGAUAGGCGACAUACUUUUCAUAUCCUUAUUUCUCUUUUCAAAGAAUUUUCUUCCCGUAGUCGAUAAUUAAAAUGUUUGAAUGAGUCGAUUUCUUUUUUUUAAUCAUAGCUCGCACUAUGGGAAACUUGUCUGCUAAUAUUGAAUAAAAGUAAAAGAAAAAGUAAUAUGAAUCUUUAUUUAAUUGAUGGAUAAAUAAUUGUAAUUUGUUGAUUCCUUCUCCACAUCGUGUCU
Clunio marinus is the source of this 1501-nucleotide messenger RNA. NCBI's taxonomy places the organism in Eukaryota, Metazoa, Arthropoda, Insecta, Diptera, Chironomidae. The record is from the annotation of a GenBank genome assembly.